UCUGAUCACGCCUAGUUUCGUCGGUAUCUCUUCGCAUUAAAGCCCUAAAUCUCCCAAUUUCAAUUGCGAUAAUUUUGUUCAGAGGGAAAUCCACAUCUGACGUUCUUCAGAUUUGUACAAGAAAACUAACAUGAGAUUUAGAAAAGGAAGCAGAGUUGAGGUUUUAAGCCUCAGAGAGACACCUUAUGGCGCGUGGCGAACAGCCGAGAUUCUUUCAGGCAAUGGUCACACGUACAGCGUUCGAUACUACUCGUUCGGGUUUGCAAAAGAUGAGACAUUGGAGGAGAGAGUUGCGAGGAAGAUGAUCAGGCCGUGUCCUCCGCUAAUCGAUGUAUACAGGUGGGAAUCUGGCGAACUAGUUGAGGUUCUUGAUCACGUUUUCUGGAAACCCGCUACGGUCCUCAAGGAGUUGUCGGGACGAUGCUACGUGGUUCGGUUACUUGGCGCCGCCGCGGUGGAACUUACGGUUCAUAAAGUUAACCUCAGGGCUCGACAAUCUUGGCGAGAUGAAAGAUGGUGUCUGAUUGAAAAGGUAUCUUGUUCUGUGAAGUCCUCUACGUUGACUGGUUCUGAUGCAAACCAGAAUCUAAAGACACGUAAGACGAGUGUUGUUUCUAUAAGACUGGUGAAGAGACCUUCACCCUGUGAGUCUGCUGAAUCAUGCACGGGAACUCCUAAGAAGAUGAGAUUGACGGAGGAAGCUGCUGCUGCGAAGAAUGGUUUCCGUCAAAUGGUGAGGGUAAGAUCAAAAAGGUUUAGUAGUGAUGAUACUAGUGAUGCAUGCUCGGUUGGUAGUUGUAGCCCUAUUAGAUAUGAUGAGUCAACUUCUUUUCUAGAUGGUUCUUCUAGCCAAGACGCAGACUCUUGUAGUAGUGAUGCAGAGUCUUCAAAAGGAUGCAGACAAGAAGUGAGGAGGUCCUGUAGGCCUGAACUGUCCACAUACCGGAGUACACUGGGGAAGCUAUUUGCUCAAGGCCCACUAAACUGGGAUCAGGAAGCAUCACUAACGGAUCUCCGACUUUCUCUUGAUAUAUCAACUGAUGAACAUUUGAUGGAGAUAAGAAACCUAACGUCUUCUGCUGGUACUUCCCUGCAAUGUGGAAUCAGCUGUUACAUAUUUUUCUUUUCCAAGAGGGUUCUUAUAGUGAUCUGUAUAGGCAACAGAAUGGAAGAAAGAACAGUGUAGCAAUGCCGGGUGGUUGCAGAUCUUGCUUCUAGAGAUCUUUACUCAGAUGCGUUGGUUUUACCUAUCCGUGCAAAACACGACGCCCCUUCUUACUCAAAUACAUUAGUUAAAUUGUACCGUCUUUUUCGUUUUGGUUAUUCCAAACUGAUCUGUUUCAGGUGUUGUUGGAUCAACUCUGUUCAGAGGCACUUGAUAUGUUCCUGUUCUAAGGAGGAAAUUCACGGUCUGGUUGGAUAAGUUCGGUGAUAACAAAGUCCAUACCUGAUAGACUAUUGAGUUGUGCCAAAUACUUACGACAAUAGUCUUUUUAAUCUUUCAGUAGGUGUGAUUCUCAUGAUAUCUCUUCUAAACACUCUGAAUCCGGAGCUGUCCAUUUUUGUUAGUUUGUGCCAUGUUUACAACAUUUAAUAGAGGCUGAUAAACAGGUGAUGUAAACGUAAUACGUUAAAUGAAAAGAUGGUGAGCUUUUAAGAAAAUAAAAUUUUGAUAAGUUA
Molecule: messenger RNA, 1680 nt
Organism: Brassica oleracea var. oleracea
Lineage: Eukaryota; Viridiplantae; Streptophyta; Magnoliopsida; Brassicales; Brassicaceae
Exons: 4
Coding region: 131-1186 (351 amino acids)
Source: RefSeq, a predicted model, not a curated record